AUGGUCUCUGAUUCAUGCUUGCCAGGAAGCCAAAAGCACAGGGCCGCAGGGAAAUCGACAUUUGUGAAUAUUCUUAAACAGGCUGAUGAGGAAUGGGAAGUGGUUCCCGAGCCUGUAGCUCGGUGGUGCAACGUUCAGCAAAGCUCUGAAGGGGAUUGCAAGGAGCUGAGCCCAUCACAGAGGAGUGGAGGGAACGUGCUUCAGAGGAUGUAUGAGAAGCCAGAGAGGUGGUCCUUCACUUUCCAGACAUACGCCUGUCUCAGCAGGAUCCGGGCUCAGCUCAGAGCCCUUGAUGGCAAACUGAGAGAGGCAGAGAACCCUGUGGUCUUCUUUGAGCGAUCUGUCUACAGUGACAGAUACAUCUUUGCAGCUAAUUUAUAUGAGUCUGAUUGCAUGAAUGAAACCGAGUGGACUAUUUACCAAGACUGGCAUGACUGGAUGAACACACAUUUAGGUCAAAGCUUAACGCUGGACGGGAUAAUUUAUCUCAGAGCCACUCCUGAGAAAUGUUUAAAUAGGAUUUACUUGCGUGGAAGAGAUGAAGAGCAAGAAAUUCCCAUUGAAUAUCUGGAGAAGCUUCAUUACAAACACGAAAGUUGGCUUCAGCAUAGGACGCUGCGAACAGAUUUUAAAUAUCUACAAGAAAUACCUAUUCUAACCUUAGAUGUGAAUGAAGACUUCAAAGGCAAAAAGGACAGAUAUGAUCACAUGACUGAAAAGGUCAAAGAAUUUUUGAGCACUUUAUGAUCCUCUUUUGAAGUGCAGGGAUAGUCAAAGUCUUCCAAACAUCUGUGCCAUCAAAGUCUGAAGUACAGCUUCUGCUUUUAUAGAAGGUCUCCAGAGAGGCAGGACUCAAUUCUGUUGAUUCAGUUGUGCGGAACAAAUAAACUCUGUGAAUAGGGAAAUUGUUGAAUAAAUCAGUAAGUCUGCUCAGUAUUAUAUUAAGUGUUACACAAAUUCUGAAGAUAUUAGAAUUCUGAGAG
Molecule: messenger RNA, 983 nt
Organism: Chaetura pelagica (chimney swift)
Lineage: Eukaryota; Metazoa; Chordata; Aves; Apodiformes; Apodidae
Gene: DCK
Product: deoxycytidine kinase
Exons: 7
Coding region: 1-747 (248 amino acids)
Biological process (GO): nucleobase-containing compound metabolic process
Cellular component (GO): mitochondrion; cytoplasm
Molecular function (GO): ATP binding; deoxycytidine kinase activity
Source: RefSeq, a predicted model, not a curated record